This is a messenger RNA of Linum trigynum, 1073 nucleotides long. NCBI's taxonomy places the organism in Eukaryota, Viridiplantae, Streptophyta, Magnoliopsida, Malpighiales, Linaceae. The record is from the annotation of a GenBank genome assembly.
AAUUCUCACAGAUCAUCGUUCUCACAAGCUAACAAUUCACUAGCAUCAAUUACUUAGUAGUUUCGUCGAGAAAGAAAGAGAGAAAAGAAAAAGAUGUCUCGGUUCGUGAUGGACUCCAACAAUCUGUGGCUGCUGGGUCUGGUCGACCACACGAUCAGGGUGAAUACGGGGCCGUUUUCCCCGGACAUCAACACCCAGGAUCUGAACGACAACGAGACCAAAUGGACAAUGGUGGCCCGGAUCGGGAACAACAAGUACUGCAGCCACCGCGAGCUGGAAGUCUUCGGGGCGGCGCUGAACCCGCAGAAGGUGGAGCAGCUCUGGCAGAACCUCUACGGCCGCCAGCUCAACAUCAACCGAGAAGGAUUCAUGUUCACGUGGCACAACCGCGGCACCGACAACGGCCGGUUCAAGCCGGGUGCACUCCUGUACCGCCUCAACGAUCUCUACGAGUGGUCCAACCACGGGGUCACCGUCCCGCUCCCGGUCGGGACAUCGUGGGACCGGUUCGAGCGGACCACGGGGAAGCUGAUGGAGGGGGCCGGUGGUGGUGGUUCGGCCCAGGUGAAGAAGGAGUUGGAGGAGAAGGAGAAGGAGAACAAGAGGCUGCAGGAAGAGGCUGCGGAGCGGGAGAAGCGGGCCAAGGAGAGGGAAGAAGCGGCCCAGAAGGAGAUCCAGGAGCUGAAAGAGCAGGCCCAAGCGAGGGAGGAUGCGGCCAAGAAGGAGAGCGACGAGCUGAAGAAGCAGGCCAAGGAGAAAGACGAUCAGCUGGCCGCCAAGGACAAACAGAUCGCAAACCUCAGGGCAGCUCUCGCUGCCUUCACCUAAAUUCAUAAUGCUUCUAACUACGUAGUUAUCAUUCCGUUCAUGCACACCGUUCCUUUGAGAUUUCUAUUUCCUGUUCUUAUUGUUAUGUAUUCUGUUUUCCUCUACGUACUUGUUUUCAUGCACGUAUCUCAUGCAUGCAUGUACGUACACACCUGAAGGUGUCUGUGUUAUGUCGUUGUUGUGUAUUUUGAUUGGUGGCUACCGAUGAUCAGUUGCCAAUCAACCAAUAAGAAAUAAAACUGUGG